AUGGAUGACCUCUACGAUGAGUUCGGCAAUUUCAUUGGGGAGGAUGCCGAAGCAUCAGAGGAAGACUCCCAGCAUGGCGUGGAUGCAGGCGCUUAUCUCGAUGAUGAAUACCCCGAAGAGGCUCCCGAAGUUACGGGGCAGGAAUUGAUGGAAUUAGACGACGAAGGUCCAUCCAAUGCUGUUAUAUUACACGAAGACAAACAAUACUAUCCGACGGCGCAACAAGUAUAUGGAGCCGAUGUUGAGACUAUGGUACAAGAGGAAGAUGCGCAACCACUCUCCCAACCCAUUGUUGCCCCUGUCGAGGUCAAGAAGUUCUCUAUUGAAGAAACUGAUCUUCCCCCCGUCCGGUUCGACCGCAGUUUCAUGACAGACCUCAUGAACUUCCCCGAUCAAAUACGAAAUAUAGCCCUUGCUGGAGAUCUACAUCAUGGCAAGACUUCCUUCAUGGACAUGCUCGUCCUCGAAACCCACGACAUCUCCGAUAGGUUAGAGAAACGAACGGGGAGGAAGAGAGACGAACAGCUACGGUAUACCGACACUCACAUUGUCGAGAGGGAACGAGGCCUUUCGGUAAAGGCGGCACCGAUGAGCCUGGUAUUGCAAAGCACCAAGGGCAAGUCCCAUUUGUUCAACAUAAUAGAUACCCCGGGACAUGUCAACUUUGUUGAUGAGGUUGCAGCCGCAUUGCGGCUAGUAGACGGUGUGGCCCUGGUCGUGGACGCAGUGGAGGGUGUGCAAGUUAACACCGAGCAAAUCAUCAAACAUGCUGUUCUCGAAGACAUACCGAUGACUCUAAUAAUCAACAAGGUGGAUAGACUGAUAUUGGAACUAAGGCUACCCCCAAGUGACGCCUACUUCAAGCUCAAACACGUUGUCGAAGAAGUGAAUACCAUCAUCGAGAACACGCGACCAGGUUCCGGAGAGCAGAAGCGAUUAAGUCCAGAGAAAGGGAACGUCUUAUUUGCGUGUAGCGAGAUGGGCUGGUGCUUUACAAUCCAGUCUUUCUCCAAGAUGUAUGCAGACAGCUUCCCGGGGGUGAAUACGGAAGAAUUCGCGAAACGCCUCUGGGGUGAUAUCUACUUCAACCCCAAAAAGAGAACUUUCAGCAGAAAACCUCUGCCUGGCGAGGAACGGGCAAAGAGAUCAUUCAUCCAUUUUGUGCUGGAGCCCAUCUACAAGGUUUUCUCUCACACCAUCAGUCAAAGCCCUAGCGAGCUCAAAGGCAUACUAGCAACCCUCGGUAUAACGCUCAAGCCGUCACAAUACAAGACGGAUGCUAAGGUGCUUCUUAAGCUCGUCUGUGAACAAUUCUUCGGACCAUCAACUGGUUUUGUGGACAUGAUUGUAAAGAACAUCCCUUCUCCGUUAGAGGCUGCCGAGCACAAGUUGGAACAAUACUACACCGGCCCCUUAGACACAAAGGUGGCCGAGUCUAUGAAGAAAUGCGACCAGGAUGGCCCCUUAAUCAUUCAUAUCACCAAAUUGUUCAACUCUUCUGAUGCGAAGAGUUUCUCCUCUUUUGGCCGAGUAAUGAGUGGUAUCGCUCGGCCUGGAAUGCAGGUUCGGGUUCUUGGAGAAGGCUAUUCCAUCGACGACGAAGAAGACAUGACUAUGGCUACUAUCUCGAACGUUUACAUUGCUGAGACUCGAUACAAUGUUGAAACUGACGGGGUACCUGCUGGCAACUGGGUGUUACUGGGUGGUGUUGACAAUUCAAUUGUCAAGUCGGCGACAAUAGUACCACCGAAGUUUGAGGAUGACGAGGAAGCGUACAUCUUCAGGCCAGUAACUCAUUUCACCGAGUCGGUCCUAAAGGUGGCGGUCGAACCCAUAAACCCGUCCGAGCUGCCCAAAAUGCUUGACGGCCUGAGGAAGAUCAACAAGAGCUACCCCCUAAUCACUACCAAGGUUGAGGAAUCCGGUGAGCACAUCAUUCUAGGCACUGGUGAGCUAUACAUGGACUGUGUUCUUCAUGACCUUCGAAGGUUGUAUGCAGACAUGGAGAUCAAGGUUUCAGAUCCCGUCACGCGCUUCUGUGAGACUGUGGACGAGAUGUCCGCUACUAAAUGUUACGCUAUUACGCCAAACAAGAAGAAUAAGAUUACUAUGGUCGCCGAGCCGCUCGACGACGGGAUCGCGGAGGACAUCGAGAGCGGCCGCGUCAAGAUGCAGGACGGUGCCCGAAAAGUGGGCAAAUUCUUCCAAGAAAAGUACGGAUGGGACUUGCUCGCCGCGAGGAGCAUUUGGGCAUUCGGGCCGGAUGAGAAAGGACCUAACAUAUUGCAGGACGACACAUUAGAGGUGGAUAAGACACUUCUAAGAAGCGUGCGAGAGACGAUUCGCCAAGGCUUUAGUUGGGCGACUCGAGAAGGUCCCCUAUGUGAAGAACCGAUUCGCAAUACUAAGUUCCGCAUCAUGGAUGUCUCACUGGCGCAAGAAGCUAUCUUCAGAGGUGGCGGUCAGAUCAUCCCCACGGCGCGUCGCACGUGCUAUAGUUCGUUCCUGAUGGCGUCGCCGCGGCUGAUGGAGCCGCUUUACGCGUGCUCGAUGACAGGUCCCCAAGACGCAGUGCCGGUACUGUACAAUGUGUUGGCACGGCGCCGUGGUCAUGUGUUAGCGGACGGUCCCAUCGCAGGCACGCCGCUAUACCGCGUCAACGGUCUCAUCCCAGUCGUUGACUCGUUUGGGUUCGAGACGGAUGUACGCAUCCAGACCCAGGGUCAGGCUAUGGUCAGCCUUGUCUUCGACAAAUGGCAGAAGGUGCCUGGUGAUCCUCUCGAUAAGGAAGUGGUGCUGAGACCACUACAGCCCGCCGAUGCACAGGCCACGGCCAGGGACUUCGUGCUGAAGACCCGCAGGCGCAAGGGCUUGAGCGAGGACGUGAGCGUCGCUAAGUUCCUGGAGCCCGAGUUCUACCAGAGUCUUAUGGAAAGUGGGACGCUGGGAAGUCCAUGA
Messenger RNA from Hypoxylon fragiforme, 2958 nucleotides. Its product is annotated as P-loop containing nucleoside triphosphate hydrolase protein. The transcript is spliced from 4 exons. Bases 1 to 2958 code for a protein of 985 amino acids. Gene Ontology annotation, cellular component: U2-type catalytic step 2 spliceosome; U4/U6 x U5 tri-snRNP complex; cytosol. Gene Ontology annotation, biological process: mRNA splicing, via spliceosome. The record is from RefSeq and is a predicted model, not a curated record. NCBI's taxonomy places the organism in Eukaryota, Fungi, Ascomycota, Sordariomycetes, Xylariales, Hypoxylaceae. Gene Ontology annotation, molecular function: GTPase activity; U5 snRNA binding; GTP binding.